AAAAAGUGCCGUUGGCAAGACGCCCUGGAUUCCUUAGCGGCAAUACUCAGUUCCCUGUAUUGCAAAUCAAAGAAAUUUCUUGAAUCUGCGCCGCCAGUUUUCGCCAUAAAUGCAUUGACAGGGACGGUCUAGAUUGGAGAGCAUUCCUUUCUCACGUGAUCUCCGUCUUCUCUCGCGGCGCUAGCAUAUAUAAAUUCAGCUUUUCGUAUUCGCAAGCACCUCCUGCUGCUAAGGCUUAAGGAAUCUCAUUGCUUUUUCGUCGCCAUCUUUCUUUGAAAGCCAAAAAAAAAAAAAAACAACAACAACAACAAAAAAAGGAAGGAAAUUGGAUAGAAACCGUAGCACAAAAUGGAAUCUCAGGAUUCGCAGAUGAAGAUCGUCCAUGGAGACUUUGGUUACAUACUUGAGGACGUUCCUCACUUCAAUGACUACAUUCCUAGUCUUCCCACAUACCCAAAUCCGCUGCGAUCUAACCCAGCUUAUUCAGUUGUGAAGCAGUAUUUUGUCGACGUCGAUGACACUGUUCCUCAGAAGAUUGUCGUUCACAAGGAUAGUCCAAGGGGUGUACAUUUUCGACGUGCAGGACCCCGCCAAAAGGUAUAUUUCAAGUCAGAUGAUGUGCAUGCGUGCAUUGUUACAUGCGGUGGUCUUUGCCCUGGACUCAACACAGUGAUAAGGGAAAUAGUCUGUGGUCUAUCUCACAUGUACGGUGUCAGCAAAAUCCUUGGUAUAGAUGGGGGUUACAGAGGUUUCUACUCCAAGAACACCAUUACUUUAACACCCAAGGUGGUCAAUGAUAUACAUAAGCGUGGGGGUACCAUUCUUGGGACAUCACGAGGAGGGCAUGAUACUGCCAAGAUAGUUGACAGCAUACAGGAUCGUGGAAUUAACCAGGUUUACAUAAUUGGAGGAGAUGGAACCCAAAGAGGAGCAGCUGUGAUAUAUGAGGAAAUUAGAAGGCGGGGUCUCAAAGUAGCAAUUGCUGGAAUUCCUAAAACCAUAGAUAAUGACAUUCCGGUUAUUGACAAGUCCUUUGGUUUUGAUACUGCUGUUGAGGAGGCUCAACGUGCCAUUAAUGCAGCACAUGUUGAGGCUGAAAGUGCUGAGAAUGGGAUUGGCGUUGUAAAGCUAAUGGGACGCUACAGUGGUUUCAUUGCAAUGUAUGCUACUCUUGCUAGUAGAGAUGUGGACUGUUGUUUGAUUCCAGAGUCACCCUUCUACCUUGAGGGAAAGGGUGGACUUUUUGAAUUUAUUGAGAAAAGGCUAAAAGAAAAUGGACAUAUGGUCAUAGUCAUCGCUGAGGGAGCAGGACAAGAUGUUCUUACAGAAAGUAUGCAGGCUGCGAACCAGAAGGAUGCUUCUGGAAACAAACUGCUUCAAGAUGUUGGUCUAUGGAUAUCUCACAGGAUUAAGGAUCAUUUUGCAAAGCAAAAUAAGAUGUCUAUUACUCUCAAAUAUAUAGAUCCUACUUACAUGAUCCGGGCAAUUCCAAGCAAUGCAUCCGACAAUGUCUACUGCACACUUCUUGCUCAGAGUGCAGUUCAUGGUGCAAUGGCUGGGUAUACUGGAUUCACAGUUGGGCUGGUCAAUGGCAGACAUACCUAUAUUCCAUUCAAUAGAAUCACUGAGAGGCAGAACAAGGUUGUGAUAACAGACAGAAUGUGGGCAAGACUCCUUUCUUCGACCAACCAGCCGAGCUUUUUGAACCCCAAAGACGUUAAUGAAGCCAAAAAGGAAAAGCCGCCUCGUACUCAGUUGCUGGAUAGUGACAGCUGCGAAGAUGGACAACAAUCUGAAAAACAAGCUGACGGGAUUAAUGGGACAAAAAACUAAACCGUGGCUUGCUUAUCUGCUGUUGUAUUUGGUGGUAUCAUUUGGACCAGGACCGGCCGUGCCGGAAGCGUACAGUGAUGGAAGCUCUUCGAUUUGUUCUUAUUAUAGCUGUUGGUAUUUUAUCAAGGUCACUCCAGUCAUCAUCAAUGACACGGGAUAAUGCCACUGAAAAUGAGGUUUCCCAAAAUGACUAGUUACUGGAUCAUCACUUUUCUAUGGUGUUUGUUGGUGGUCGGUAGCAAGUGACUUGAAAGUUUCUAAUCUCGAUGGUUUUCAUUUUUGUUUUCUAUUAUUUAAUCAAAAAUCUCGACACAUGAACCAAAGUGAAAUGAGGUAAACAAGUGUGGUGAUUGUGUUUGGCUAAAGUUGACGAGUGAUUGUUUUGACUUACGCUUGAUAUAUUCAGGGGCUUCUUGAUUGACAAAUUUGAUAUGUAACUAUGAAGAUUGUGAAGGUGAUACUUGAAUUUAGAUGGUUAAUCAUUGACCUUUCAUGUGUAUGGGUACUUUGAAAGUAUGUAGUAAUUUUUUUCUUGGUUGAGUA
This is a messenger RNA of Neltuma alba, 2376 nucleotides long. Its product is annotated as ATP-dependent 6-phosphofructokinase 6. Gene Ontology annotation, molecular function: ATP binding; 6-phosphofructokinase activity. The transcript has 13 exons. NCBI's taxonomy places the organism in Eukaryota, Viridiplantae, Streptophyta, Magnoliopsida, Fabales, Fabaceae. Gene Ontology annotation, biological process: glycolytic process; fructose 6-phosphate metabolic process. The record is from RefSeq and is a predicted model, not a curated record. The coding region runs from base 349 to 1833 and encodes 494 amino acids.